This is a messenger RNA of Mizuhopecten yessoensis (Yesso scallop), 12786 nucleotides long. Its product is annotated as sodium channel protein para-like. Lineage: Eukaryota; Metazoa; Mollusca; Bivalvia; Pectinida; Pectinidae. Gene Ontology annotation, cellular component: plasma membrane; voltage-gated sodium channel complex. Gene Ontology annotation, biological process: neuronal action potential; sodium ion transmembrane transport; membrane depolarization during action potential. The transcript is spliced from 32 exons. The record is from RefSeq and is a predicted model, not a curated record. Gene Ontology annotation, molecular function: voltage-gated sodium channel activity. Bases 1023 to 6893 code for a protein of 1956 amino acids.
UUGGGGGAUGCGGUAAUGAUGGACACAGGGACGCUUGUGUACCUAUUUACUGACGAUAUCACUAUUAUUCCUAAUGAUAAAUGUAUUAAAAAACAUCGAAACACGUGUUCCUGCUUUGGGCUCUUUGUUACUGAAGAGGAGUGAAAACUAGGAGAUCAGCUCCGGAUCCGUUGUUGAGACAGCUGACAGUGCUGUGUAAUAUGUAGGUACAUACGAUAUCGUGCGUCAGGUGUCGCCCUUGUGUGUCUCGCGAACAUUCGCGAGUUUGUGACUUAGUUCAUGUGGACAGAGCUCUGUGCUAGGGAUGCAUUAUCCUUUGGUUGGUACUCGACAACUGUGUUCGGAAGCUUCACAUUGGACGGGGAAUAGCGCAACAGUGAUCACUGGUACGUUUUCCGGUACAGGAACCAUUUUUACUAGUGGAGGUUUUCACUCUAGGGCUGCUUACCAUAGCUGGAUUACUGUAAGCAUUCACGAUGGUACUUCUAAACCAAAAGUCCUUGUGGAUUCAUCCUCUUCGUCCAGGAUUGCAACAGUAGCAUCUCAUUGACACACGCGCGGUCGAACCACGUGCUAGUGUGAUAAACGUCAUGGAUAAGUGUGUUCUAUAACGACACCAUGUUUUUCAUUUAAAAAAGGAGGUAAAUAUAUGUUGCAAAAAUCCGUGUGUUUCAGCGGACGAUUGUAUUUGUUUCAUAAAAAGUGUUUUCCGGAUGGAUGUACUACAUUCAGAACUCUGUGAUAUAUUAUAGAGGGACUUUACCGGACCGUUCUUGCCUUUGGUGGAACCGUGUUACUCGGCUUUGAGUAUACUUAGAAACUAUACUCUAGGUGGCCGCCAGCAUUGCAGCUUCGUCGGCCUCGGCAAACCAGAAACACUGAGACCAAAAGACAGGGUUAAGGAUGGUGCCCAACAUUCCGAGUGUACUAACGUGACCCAGUAUGUCGACCAGGGAUAAUUGUCAUUAAAUGUAUAACUUAUACACUACCGCGGUGAUAGACCUAGCGUUUAUAACGUCGAGAUGGAGGAAGAGGAAAAUGAAGUCAGCAUAUUUCAGCUUUUCACCAGGGAGUCCAUGUUCGCAAUCGAGCAGCGAAUCGCCGAGGAAAAAGCGAAUAGGAAGGCUGAGCGGGAGGCGGCCGAGGAGGGGGAAGAGGAAGAACCACAACGAGAGGAGGACGAACUCAAACCGGAUGACCAACUGGAAAUCGGAAAGAAGCUCCCUACCUACAUGCAAAAUGACUUCCCUCGUGAACUGAUGGGCAAGCCCAUCGAGGACUUUGAUGAAUACUAUGCCAACAAAUUGAGUUUCGCCGUGGUGGCAAGGGAUUGGACGAUCUUCCGAUUCAGCGCCACUAAGGCCCUCUACAUUCUAACCCCAUUCAACCCUCUCCGGAGAAUUUCCAUAUGUAUCCUAACGCAUCCUGUGUUCAGUCUCUGUGUUAUCCUCACCAUCAUCGUUAACUGCGUGUUUAUGGCUAUGUCUGGAAGUUUCCCCACCAUGGAGACAAUAUUUACAGUUAUUUACACCGUUGAAGCGAGCGUCAAGAUCCUGUCCCGUGGGUACAUUCUAAAAGAUUUCACAUAUCUCAGAGACCCUUGGAACUGGUUAGAUUUUUCAGUAAUUAGUUUGGCAUACAUUACAAUGUUCGUCAAAUUAGGAAAUCUCUCAGCACUUAGAACCUUCAGGGUAUUACGAGCCCUAAAAACUGUAGCUGUAAUACCGGGGUUAAAAACCAUUGUGGGUGCCUUACUCGAAGCCGUUCGACGGCUGCGUGACGUCAUGAUUCUGACCGUGUUCAUGCUCUCCAUCUUUGCCUUGAUCGGGAUGCAGAUGUACAUGGGCGCACUGCGCAGCAAGUGUGUUUUAAAUGCGGACAAUGACAACAUGACUGACGAUGAAUACUUUAACUACGUUUGGGACAGAGAGAACUGGUACCCUCCGGAUAAGUUUGUCGAGCCAUUUCUAUGUGGGAACUCGACGGGAGCAGGAGAUUGUCCAGAGAACCACACCUGCAUUCCACAAUUACAUUCCAACCCCAACUACAAUUACACUAGUUUUGAUCACUUUGGGGUGGCUCUUCUCUGUGCCUUCCGUCUGAUGACGCAAGAUUACUGGGAAAACCUGUACAUGCUGGUUUUGCGUGCAAACGGUCCUUGGAACUGUCUUUACUUCAUGAUUGUCAUAUUGUUGGGCUCGUUCUAUCUGGUCAAUCUCAUCCUCGCUAUCGUAGCCAUGUCGUACGAUGAACAACAGAAGCAGGAUAAAGCUGACGAGGAAAAUGAAAAGGCAAUGGAAAAAGCAGGGAUGUCACCGGAAGCACACAUGGGUGGUACAAUAACAGUAGUUGUACCGCAGGGGAUGACAGGAAGUCCAACUGGUUCCAAUAUUACUUUACCACCGUACAACGGAAAAGAGGACAAGGACAGCGGGAGUAUUCAGUCGGAAAAACAAUCAGAAGAGCUCGCACACCAUCCUAUAGUGAAACCGAGCUUCAGUCUACCAGGUUCCCCGUUUAAUAGUCGGGGCAAGAAGAAACCUAAGCAUGGUUCUCAAAACGCUGAUCGCCAGCCCCUUGUGCCGCCUUAUUUGGAAAUAUUCUUACCCUUUGCUGAUGAAUCUAAUGCAGUUACGCCCUCUUCAGAUGAGUUGUAUAAUGUAGACACUUUAAAAAGAUACUUAACAAACGUACACGGGAGGAGCAGCUUGGCAUCUCUUGGCCUCAAAAACGAUGGACGUCCUUCAUCUCGGCGAAAUAGCGUCGCUUCUUUGCUAAGCCGUGCCUCACAUGGCAGCCGGCGUUCCCAACAUUCCAUCAAGACGCCAAGCAAAUUCGAUGCUCUUACUCUUACGAUGAACAAGCACAAAGGCCAACAUCAUCUUCUGCCCGAGGUAUAUGUACACAGAUCUAAGUCUGAUGACGUUCUGUAUACUAGGUGUGAACUUGAUGAACAAUCAUCGGUACUAAAUGGUGAACGCGAUCGUCAAUGUGCCAUAUCCCAACCAGCCAUCCAGGGUUCAAUGUCAGACCGCGAGGGGGAAAAGAAAGGUCAUCCAAACGAUUGCCGGACUCCAAGUGUCCCGGAUGUAGACAUGAAAGAUGUGACCGUCAUCCGAGAACUUUUGGAAACUGCCUCCGGUCAUCGAGGAAGUUUUAUGAGCAGUGAUUUGGGCGAACCCGUUAUUCCUCUGAAGGACAGAUUGUACCUGAAAUUCUGCAGCUGGACUUGUUGCCCUUGUUGGUUGAUGUUUCAGAAAAGCGUGGCCUGGUUCAUCCUCGAUGCCUUCGUUGACUUUUUCAUCACAAUCUGUAUCGUUGUCAACACUGCGUUCAUGGGAAUGGAUCAUUACGGGAUGUCCAAGAAUUUAGAAAAUAUUCUGGCAAAUGGCAAUUAUGUGUUCACUGCUAUCUUUGCAACCGAGGCGUUUCUCAAAGUUAUUGCUUUAGGCCCAAUAGUAUAUCUGAAGGAUAGAUGGAACUGCUUUGACGGUGUCAUUGUAUUCCUUAGCUUCCUUGAACUUGCGUUGGAUGGAGUGUCUGGACUUUCCGUGCUCCGUAGUUUCAGAUUGUUACGUGUGUUUAAGCUGGCAAAGUCCUGGCCUACACUGAACAUGUUGAUAAGUAUAGUGGCCAGAACAGUAGGCACCUUAGGAAACCUUACCUUUGUGCUAGGUAUUGUGGUAUUCAUAUUUGCUGUGAUGGGUCAACAGUUGUUCUCGGAUUCAUACAAAGACGCGUACGGUCCAAAUGGGACCUACCAUGACGAGGAAUUCCCAAGAUGGAAUUUUUCGGAUUUUUUGCACUCAUUCAUGAUUGUAUUCCGAGUACUGUGUGGGGAGUGGAUUGAAUCAAUGUGGGGAUGCCGACGUGUCGCUGGACUUCAAUGUAUACCCUUCUUCCUGCUGACUAUGGUGUUAGGGAAUUUAGUUGUACUGAACCUGUUUCUCGCUUGUUUGCUGAGCGCGUUUGGAGCAGACAGUUUACAGGAUUCUGGUACCGAAGAGGCUGAACCAAAUAAACUUCUGGAAGCAAUCAGCAGGUUCAAACGCUUCGGCUCAUGGGUGAAAGUUAACAUUAUUGUAUGUGUGAAGGUGAAAAUGCAGCGUAAAAGUAAGCCCCCUAUCUUGCCGGUUGUGUCUCCAAGUCUGUCAAGGAUCGAAAUCAACGGAAAGGAACCAUUAUCAGACGGACAACCAGCUGUUACCCGUAACGGUAAACUGGAAAAGAGCCACGAGCUGCCCACUCCCACCGCCAACAAGCCUACAGUGGACAGUGCUACGAUAAGCGUAACGGACAUGGACAAACAAUCGGAGUCCUCUACCAGACCUGCUAGUCGAGCAACCUUGAAAAGUCAUAAAGAUAUGGAUGGUAGUUCUUCAGGUUCUUGUUCUACGCUCUCAGACGAUGCAAAGGAGCGCCUAAACAUGGUCGACGCGGAAGGGGAUCCAGAGAUCAAUGAAGUAGAUGUCGUUUUUGCAAGUUACCCGGAUGAUUGUUGGUGUCAAAUAUGCAGAAAGCAUUGUGGAUGUUGCAUUCGUUUUGAAAAUUCUGAUACAGGAAAAAAGUGGUGGAACAUUCGAUGCAAAGCGUUUGCAAUGGUUGAGCACAACUACUUUGAAACCUUCAUUAUCAUCAUGAUCCUGGCCAGUAGCCUAGCAUUGGCGAUUGAGGACAUAUACCUACCAGAAAGGCCUAUCUUGAAAGCGAUAUUAUACUACAUGGAUAAAGUCUUCACUACAAUCUUCAUCCUGGAAAUGUUUGUUAAGUGGCUAGCCUUUGGAUACAAGAAGUACUUUACAGAUGCAUGGUGUUGGCUUGACUUUGUCAUUGUUCUUAUUUCCCUGGUAAUGUUGGUGGCUGAAUUCAUGGGAACUGGUGAGGUUGGAGCCUUCAAAGCAAUGAGGACCCUAAGAGCUCUUCGUCCCCUCAGAGCUAUAUCUAGAUGGGAGGGAAUGAGGGUGGUCGUCAACGCUCUGAUUAAAGCUAUACCUUCCAUUUUCAAUGUGCUGCUUGUAUGUCUCGUCUUCUGGUUGAUCUUCGGUAUUGUUGGAGUGCAAUUUUUCUCUGGAAAAUUUCAUAAAUGUAUCGAUUCAGAAGGAAUUAAGGUGUUACCAUCAGUUAUUCCGAACAUGACUAUUUGUAAUAGCACCGAAGGAUUUAAGUGGAUUAACGCUAGAGUGAACUUUGACAAUGUCCUUAAUGCUUAUCUAGCUCUGUUCCAAGUGGCAACAUACAAGGGAUGGACUGUAAUCAUGGAUGAUGCAAUUGACAUCACGCAGUUGAACGGACAGCCACUAAGGGAAAACAGCAUCCUAUAUUAUCUGUAUUUCGUCUUCUUCAUUAUUUUUGGGUCCUUCUUCACGCUAAACUUGUUUAUAGGUGUCAUCAUCGACAACUUCAAUCAACAGAAGAAAAAGGCAGGAGGGUCUAUAGAACUCUUCAUGACAGAGGAUCAGAAGAAAUACUACAAAGCAAUGAAGAGGAUGGCUUCCAAAGCACCCCAGAAAUCAAUUCCUAGACCAGAAAUUAAGGCUGCAGCCAUCAUUUUCGACAUCACAUCGAAUCAAAUGUUUGAUAUUGGCAUCAUGCUUGUCAUAAUGCUGAAUAUGGUUACCAUGGCAAUGGAGCACUACAAACAGACGCCUCUCUUCAGUGAUGUGCUAUAUUACAUCAAUCUUUCGUUCAUCAUUAUUUUCACGAUUGAAUGCUUGCUCAAAAUAAUAGGACUGAGACAAUAUUACUUCAAAAUUCCAUGGAACAUAUUCGACUUCGUUGUGGUAGUUUUGUCUGUAUUAGGUAUUGUGCUUGCUGAUGCCAUGGAGGCUUUUUUUGUAUCGCCAACUUUAUUGCGAGUCGUGCGUGUCUUCCGAGUGGGACGUGUUUUACGAUUAGUAAAAUCGGCAAAAGGAAUUCGAACCUUACUUUUCUCGUUAGCAGUAUCGCUACCAGCUCUGUUUAACAUCGGCUUGUUGCUAUUCUUAGUGAUGUUUAUCUAUGCCACAUUUGGAAUGAACUUCUUCAUGCACGUGAAACACACAGGUGGGUUGGACGAUUGCUUCAAUUUCGAAACCUUCGGUAGGAGUAUUAUAAUGCUAUUCCAAAUGUGUACUUCUGCAGGUUGGGAUUCAGCCCUUGCUGGGCUUUCUAAUGAAGAAGACUGUGAGCCAGAGGAGGGUAAUUGCGGGAUAUAUGGAACAGCAGUGUGCUAUCUCGUUACGUACCUGGUCAUCAGCUUUCUAGUUGUAGUAAACAUGUAUAUAGCGGUGAUUCUGGAGAACUUCAGUCAGGCAACAGAGGACGUCCAACAAGGACUGACUCCAGAUGAUUUUGAUAUGUAUUACGAAAAGUGGGAAAAGUUCGAUCCGGAAGCAACACAAUUUAUAGCGUUAGACAAGUUAUCAGAUUUUGUAGAUUAUCUAGAAGAACCUUUAAGAGUUCCAAAACCAAAUCAUUUCCUUCUUGUGAAAUUAGAUAUAGCCAUUUGUGAAGGAGAUAAGUGUUUCUGUAGAGACAUCUUAGAUGCUUUGACAAAGAAUUUCCUUGGAACAUCAGACACUGGAGAUAUUCCAGCGGAAGCGGGUGGUCCGAAGGAGAACGUGGAAUAUAAUCCGAUAAGUUCGACUCUCAUGAGACAGAAAGAACAUUAUGCAGCACGACUCAUCCAGAAGGCGUAUCGGGCUUAUAGACAGAGGCGAGGGGACCUGGGUUUACCGCCUAUGUCAUACGAUGAGGCAAUGGCCGACACAACACCUCAGGAAAAACUCGAAAUUGAAAAGAAAGUGGACGAGAACGACGACCAAGUAGAAAAAAGAGAGGAGGAAACUGAAGUGAUUACUCCCUCAGAACAAAAAACGGUCGAACUAGGGCCGGAUAGCGACGUGGUAGCGUGAUUAAACAGUUUGAAUAUCACUCACGUCCAGUUUGAAAGGACGGAACAGAUUUGCAGCUGGCUUAUGAGCUUGUGAGGCCAUGGUGGUAGAAACAUUGGCUUCGUAUGUCUGUUGUUAAUUUGAAUACUGGUCAUUGAAGGAUCCGCGUGUUGGUAGCGUUAUGCUAAUAUUUUAAUAGGUAUUUGGUCAUAGGUGAGGUACUCAAUACUGAUCAGAAUGUCUUUCCAUUUACCGCUCUUAGGAUGCAAUCUCAUGUUAUUCAAUGUGUGUAUAUAUACGUAUAUCAUUAUGUAUCUCCCAACUCGAACUGUGAGACAAAUUUAAACUGAUUUAAUUGUUGUUACAUUUCUCCUCUGCUUGUGCCUACCUUAUCCUAUUGAGCAGUUACUUAUCGAAUCACAAAAUUAUGAUUUCAAAUGAAACAAUGUCGCAGCACCACUUUUAUAAAACUGUAUACAGCUCGUGCACCAAAAAGGAAAACCAAAUGUACACAACUAUUUGUGCUAAUCCGUCAACUUAAUAGAACGUGUGUCUAGGGGAUAAGAGAAAGAAAAACGUCAACGUGCGUUUGAGAACUUGAUAGAUUAAAGUCGACUGAUCUGUAGUUUUAUCAGAAUAAAGACAGGAAAUUUGUCCGCCGCAUAUUUGACCUACGAUAGCUACCUAAUUUAUCGACUUCAAUAUGCAAGAGAACCCGACUAAGGAAGUACAUCCGAUAUAAUUCGUCCGCUUUCGAUUUAAAACAGGAAAACAAUCGUUUGCUUUAAAAUCAUUUCAACAUGUCGCGAAAAAGCAUGCGUCGAGUUAUCUUUCUCUUUCAGAAUUGUCAUCCUAGUCGUGAUUUAUACCGUAAUCUUAGCAGGCUUUUCGCCGUCAUCACAAUAAAUCUUGUCCAUGUCUAGUACAAUAGAUUAUAGACGUCUACUGCUUACGUAUUGACUCGUGGUUACUGUUAUUAAGUGUGUGUAACAAUUUGUAAAGAUUUUUUUCUGGACGGGAGCAGCUAACUAGGUGUUUAUAUAAGUUUGAUCUUAAGUCAGAAUUUCGUUAAGGAAUUGAUCUCAGAAGCAAACAAUACAGAUUACUUGUUGAUAUUACAGUUACACAUUAAAAAGGUUUGGAUGAUGCUUUUUUAAAGCUUGUGAUUAAGCUUGAUUGCUUUGUUGUUAAAUUUAGAACGAUGUUUAUUGUAAAGCAAACAUCCUGUAAUAAAAUCUGAAAAUGGCGUAAAGGAAGGAUGUUUUGAUUAAAAUUCCACAGUAGAAAAGGACAAUUCAAUCUGAGAUUUGCUACACAGUUGUACAUAUACUGUAUGAUAUAAAAAUAAAAAUUAUGGAUCUCGAAAAUUUGCUUAAAGCAGCUUAAGGAAUGAUAAGCAAACCCGAGUUCAGUUAUUGACGUUGAUAUACGGGUAACAUAAUGUACUGUCUAAACGUCAUAUCCGGGUCGUCAUAUCCGGAAAAAAUUCUCCCCCCCCCCCCCCCCCAUCCCCGUUUUUGUCGGUCAUUGUAUUGUCUACAGCUUUUAAAACGUGAUAUUAAAUAGUUUAUACCAGUUACGUUUUUAAAAUACUUCAUCUCUCUCAUGUUAAUUUAAAUCAUAUAUUGUAUUAAUUAUGAGUAAAUGUAUACCCAUACGCAACUUUUAUACCUACAAAAUGAUGUUUUUAUUCUAAAGCAAAACUCAGAAAUUCCAUAGAAGUUUCGCUUUUAUAUUCUCGUGUUACUGAUUUGUAUAAGAAGGAACGAUCAAUUUCAUUGUAUGGGUAGUAUAAGAACUAAAGCAACAUUACCACUCUAGUAAUCUCGAUCUUUUGUAGAGUUAAAAACUAGAGAUAUAAAUUAAUACUGUAUGGUUAGAGUUGAUCCCCAUACAUAGUGACAAUGGGACCAGCUUGUUUACUCAAAAAUCCUUGCGCUCCGCCGAAUUUAGCUAAACAACGGUAACCGACUGCGCGGGUCUGGAUACACGAACUCAUAUCAACAGCUGCCGUAACCCGUCUGAGAAGGGAAACCUUGAAAUGUCAAAACAAAAGACAAUUAAUAUGCUAUUAAUAUUAUUCCGGUGUGUUUUCCUAUAGACAAUAUCUAUGUUUUAAUGUUUUUUGAACUGAUGACUCAUUGAUAUGCCUAGCGGUUGUGCAAUUGUAUUCAUGGGUCAUCCCGCCCAAUCGGGUAGGACGUAUGUUACAUAUGUGUGUUACUAGAGCCAAUGCAUUAUGCCUCAUAUAUUAUAAUAUUGUAAAACAAUACCAUUCCAUGUGUUAAAUAUUACUACUACUACUAAUAAUAAUAACAGUAAUGUAAUUUGAACUUGUAACACCCCUAGAUAAUUAUGAAAUCAUUAUCAUUUUAAAAUUCAAUCGUGUAACGCUGGGGAGAAAAUCGAUGAAGUCAUAUUAUUUCAUCCAGUUUAGUCUUAAACAAUAUUUAGUCACAAACGCAACUGAACAAAAAAUGUUUGAAUACAAAUUAGUUUUUAAUAUAUUAAUAAUAAACUUGACUUGUUUGCAAAGAAAUUUUGGCCAUGUAUCUCAAGUUUACACUGCGGUAUGAUCACAAGAUUUCUUCUUUGCAUCAUGCCAGUUACGAACAUAGCUUUCUGUGAAAAGAUACACUCCAUGAAAAACAUAUUGGUAUUCCUAAAUAUCCACCAUGAGGGCAAAAUAUUGUGAUUGGGAAUCUCGACGGUUGUCGUGAAUCAACUUGUACUGUAGUCACAAACUGGAAUCGUAUCCGACGUUAUAGUUAGAAAUCAUAAUACUAUGCAAAUACUUAUUCGUUAUAACUGUUUGUGAUCGGUAUAUAAUGUAAUGUAUAAUUUAUCGAGAUGAUACAUGUCCAAUGUUUAACCAGUCUGAAAUCAUGUGUAUGUUCCUCAUACCCAAAGUAUAUUUACAGGUGGCGGGGUGGAUUCAGGCGGUUGUACAUAAAACAAAAAACCGGAAAAAAGUUUCUUGAUAAAAAUCCGAAACAUGCUAUUUCUAGUGUGGUUAAUACCGUAAUAUUGCUCAUUUUUGCAGAUGAAGAAAAAUGUAUUGGACAUUACUUAUUGAAUUAAAUGUCAAUCUGAAGUAUCCCCUUUAAACCAUGAAUGCAUGGCAUUGUUACUAUUACCAUUUUUUUCACUUAAUAUAUAUUAUAUAUAAACGUAUAUAUAUAUAAAUAUAUAGUAUAGUUAUUCAAGUAACAUACCAUAAACCCUGUAGCUGAAGAUGAAACAUUAAACGUGUUCAUAUCUCCGAGCCAUUGCAAUGAACGUAUGCAUCUUCCAUGAUCUAUAGUUAAGUGUGUGUCUUUUAUUAGCCAAAGGUUAAAUUAUUGACACUCGUAUGUAUCUUUUAGGCUACCAGGCAUAUUAGUGGGCUGAUGUGGGUAGUAUUUUUUUCCUUAAAAAUGUCCAUUGCUCGUGUAUCGAUAGGUGAUACUUAGGUUAAUUCAAUGUUAGCACGAGUAAAAUCUCUCUCUGACAUCGGUGCGAUAACUAUUUGGUACAUUUAUGUUAUAGCCAACUUGUACUUCGUGACUACUCAAAAUAUUUCAGAAUAUUUUAAGAAUAACCAAGACCAUUAUUUAACGAAAACUGUGAACACUUUACAUUAAUACUCGAAGCAGUGUAUGCACCAGAGUUCAAACAGCUUUAUUUCUCGGUUUAUAUUGUAUAACACCCAACACAAAUCUCGAUCAUUUCUUAUAAUCUAAUUUGAAAAGAUGUACAACACCUGUUAAGUGCAUAGUUAAUGAAUAGUUAUGCUUUCAAUUAUCAAAAACCCUCAUUGAAAGAGGACGUGCAAAACAUACAUCCGGUAUAUGAAGUCAUCACUUUAAGUGUUGUUGAUUAUUUAGAUUAUACCUGUACAAUAAAAACGGAAAAAGUCCAUCAUUUGGGGAAAAGCCAAAAUUUUAAAAUUGCUAAAUAAACAAAAAUCUGGCAGUAGACUUAAAAUUCUACUCAGAAAUCUCAAUUUAUUCUGGUAUUGAAAUAUUCCCUGGAACAGCUGUUAACAUCUAAUGAUUUAACUUUACGCUAUGAUUCCCCCUAAUCUUUCGGAAAUAUUCUUUUAUUGCCGUAAUCAGAGGAAUGAGGUCAACGUAGACUAGUUAUAAUGUUAAAUGCCGACAAUUUUUCAAAAGCUCUAGCGAAAUAAAAACAAGAAUAGAAAAUAACCUGUCUCUUCUGUCCAUGUCUUGUAAUCUUCCCUUCGUCCACAAAUCACCCAUUAUUUACAUAGCCAGUGCGAACGGUUACUUGUGACUUGUCAGACAUAUAGAGUUAAUAUGACACUUCGUGGAGGAAUAGUUGCUUGAUGGUGAAGGUAUUGAUCGAGGCAGUUGACCCAGUGUAGUUAGUCCACUACGCUGUUUCCUUUUCUAUGUCAUUGUUCCACUGUUUACUUCAUAGUUCUCGACUAUAUCCGUCAUUGUCCGGCUAUAUCCGUCAUAAUUCGGCAACUUUCGUCAUUGCUAGCUAUCACAGUACUGAACGUGUAAGUACGUUGAAUCUUUGUAGUUAGUGCGCAUAAUAAGAUAGCCAGAUCCACCCUGGCCGACUGUGUAUUUCAAACUACUGUUUUACCUCUUUCUUUAUACAUGUAAAUGCUAUUUUAUCGAUGAUGUCAUAAUUACCACAUGUCCAUUUAGCUAGGAAGUACCGGGCGGUAUUUUCUAUACGUUAAUGUGUGGCAGAUAUUUUACAGUAUAUGCUAAUGAAACCAUUAAAUUGUUUUGCCAAAAAGAAAAUCCAUCAUAACAAAAAGAUGAUUUCAAAAGACUAUAAAGGAAGAAGAGAAUUAUCAUCAGUUGUACUGAGACGUGCUCGAUUGAGAAUCUCAAGGUUGUUACAACUUUAAAAAUGUUAAAUAUGAAAAGAGUGUGGAAUCUAAAAUAAAACUCAAAUAAUGAGCGAAUAAAGGAAAAAAAUGUUUCAAAAAUAAUUGAAAACGAUGAUAAUUCCAUGUAUCAUCAUUUGGGUUAUCUCCCUUUCUUUGCCUCACGGUUUUCUGGCUUCUUUCUCACUGUGUUGAGUUCGCAUGUUUCCCCCCACUUCAAACUGAGCAUCUUGUUAAGGAUAACAUGUGAUUGUGUAUGCAGGGCAUUUUACUUUCAUAUGUUAUUUUGAUAAAACGGUUUUUUAUACUGACAAUAUGUCGCUUUAACGUCAUUAAAUAUGUAAUGUAAUCCUUGAGAAGAACAAUACGUACGUGUAAAAUUUUGGUAUAUGUAUCUGUGUGUAUAAUUACUUGCCUACAGCUCAUAUUUCUCGAGAUAUAUACUCUGUACACAUGUUUCCGCUAAUAUAUUGAAUGGCGGUGGUUACUGUCAACCAAGCUCUCGCACUGUCGUGUUUUUGUUAUAUUUUACGAGAGCUACGCCAACAAAAGUAUUCAAGGUGACUGUCCGCCAUUCUUGCCCAUCAGAGUUAUCUAUCUUUACCCACGUUUUGAGGAAUCCGACGGAAGUGACGUAAUAGACAACUCUGGGGAGUCGGAAUGUGGACAUGAAACCGAUUGUUUUCAUGUUUUCUUUAGUUUAUAUAACUAACUUGUAAACAUUUCCCAGUGUUUGUUUAUGAAAGGAGUGUGAGAGUGAAUAUUCGUUUUUGGAAGAUAUCUAAGAUCAACGAUUCGCCUCCAUGUGUGUACUUUUCUCUUCAAUAGCUCAAUUUUAUCUACAUGAUAAUACGGAAGCUUUGGUUUUGACGAGAAGGUGUGAUACCCGACAACGUGUAUGUGAACGCUUGGCUCGAAACACUGGUACAGCAUCGGCUCGCCGUCACUGUACACCCAUAUUUAUGCACAAGAAUGCAUGUUAUGACGGAACACACAAACUGUAUUGCCAUCUUUGCUUCAAUCAUUAACACCUUGAUUCUUUAUGUAAAUAAAAAAUAUACACAA